GGAAAGGUUGAAAUCACAGAAGAAGGCAUUAAAUUACUUGGAAAAUUGACGAAAUCAUUGAAUUCUGCCAACACAACAAAUGGUGGAUGCCCCAUAGCUGAAAGUCCAAUGAAAGAAAACAUUUCAACGCCACAUGAUGGUAAAAGCAAUACAUGUAAGAAAAGGAAACGUGUAGCUACUCCUUCUCCUGAGAGAGUUAAACAACCCAGUCGAACUUCAUUAAAGGGAACGAAGCACAAUUGUGAAGGAGAUGAACAUUCUUCUCAAUCUGGUAUUACCGUUGGUACUUCUUCAUCAGUGCAUAUUCCUCCCUUUCAUACUGAACAGCCGAUAACAUCUGUAAAACAACCCACCAGUGUCAGGUUUCUCGAUGCUUUUGAAUAUGGGGAGGAAUGGCUUCCUGGCUUGUUGAAACCAACGAACUUGAAGAACUUCAUCAGAUGUAAAAUAAAAUGCAAUUUAUCUGAAAAUAAAAAAUCUCCUCACACGUAAAACGUCCCGUCAACUUGGCUGCUGUGAACUUUAAAACGACCACCGUCCAACAGAAUCUCUGGCUUCUCCACGUCCGAUAACCAUUCACGGGCACGAAAUGCGGCCAAGUGAGAAUAAUAAGUUGGCGAUGGAUACGAGACACUACGCGAACACCUCAUGUACGCAUAGCAUAGGUGGUAGGUGAACAACUGGAGAGCGUCCGAUGUCCAGUUACUGUCAUCAUACAAAACGUGAUAAUGAGCAGGUUUUGAAGUACCCUGAAUCCCUUCUUGUGAGCACAGGUAGAAAUCGAAUUCCCUGGGAUGUGUGAUGUCUGUAUCAACCACCGUUCCUGGCUCCACGUUUCUCGCCCUAGGCUUGCUCGGUCGAAAUCGAAUGUGGUGACGCUUCUGCACAACAAUAUAAG
Molecule: messenger RNA, 898 nt
Organism: Trichobilharzia szidati
Lineage: Eukaryota; Metazoa; Platyhelminthes; Trematoda; Strigeidida; Schistosomatidae
Source: the annotation of a GenBank genome assembly